Messenger RNA from Paracoccidioides brasiliensis Pb18, 1860 nucleotides. Its product is annotated as choline-sulfatase. The record is from RefSeq and is a predicted model, not a curated record. Bases 1 to 1860 code for a protein of 619 amino acids. Gene Ontology annotation, molecular function: sulfuric ester hydrolase activity. The transcript is spliced from 2 exons.
AUGAAGAGCCCCGAGAAGCCCAGCAUUCUCUACAUUAUGGCGGACCAAAUGGCCGCUCCCCUUCUCUCCCUCUACGACGAAAACUCCCCUAUCAAAACUCCCAACCUUGAACGGCUGGCACGCGAGGGCGUCUGUUUCGAGUCUGCCUACUGUAAUUCGCCUCUCUGCGCCCCAUCCCGAUUUUCCAUGGUGACAGGGCAGCUGCCGUCCAAAACCGGAGGCUACGAUAAUGCGAGUGACCUGCCGGCGGACACGCCUACCUAUGCGCAUUAUCUACGCAAGGAGGGAUAUCACACAGCGCUCGCGGGGAAGAUGCAUUUCGUUGGGCCAGACCAGUUACAUGGAUAUGAACAACGCUUGACCAGUGACAUCUACCCGGGCGACUACGGCUGGACGGUCAAUUGGGAUGAGCCUGAGGUCCGUCCUGAUUGGUACCAUGAUAUGUCUUCCGUCCUGGAAGCCGGGCCCUGCGUCCGUACCAAUCAGCUUGAUUAUGAUGACGAAGUCAUUCAUAGAGCAACCCAGUACCUAUACGACCACACACGACACCGCGCUGGUCAACCAUUCUGCCUUACCGUCUCCAUGACACACCCGCACGAUCCAUAUGCAAUGACAAAGGAGUACUGGGAUCUGUAUGAAGAUAUCGACAUCCCUCUUCCGAAAACACCCGUAAUUCCCCACGAUGAGCAGGACCCGCACUCCCAACGAGUGCUGAAGAGCAUUGACCUGUUUGGCAAGGAAAUUCCGGAGCAGUGUAUUUUGGCGGCGCGCCGAGCAUAUUUCGCCGCUUGCUCGUACGUGGACUCGCAGGUGGGCAGGCUGAUGGCCACGCUAAAGGCGUGUGAUCUUGCCGAUAACACCAUCGUCGUGUUCACCGGCGACCAUGGUGAUAUGUUGGGCGAGCGAGGACUGUGGUAUAAGAUGGUAUGGUAUGAACAUGCGGCCCGAGUGCCGAUGUUCGUGCAUGCGCCAGGUCGUUACAAGCCAAAGCGCGUGAAGGAGAAUGUCUCCACCAUGGAUCUGCUCCCUACUUUCGCAGCGAUGGCCGGAGGUGAAAUCAACAAUCAUCUCCCCAUCGAUGGCGUCUCUCUGAUGCCAUAUCUCCUCGACAGCGACUCACGUGAAGCGGUUUCUGGGCUUAAAACCGACACCGUCAUUGGCGAGUAUAUGGCUGAAGGCACCCUUGCACCAGUUGUUAUGAUCCGUCGGGGACCAUGGAAGUUUAUAUACUCCCCAAUCGACCCGCCAAUGCUUUUCAAUGUAAAAAGAGACCCAACCGAGGCCGUCAAUCUUGCUUCCGGUAUUGACAUACCAACACGUCCACUUCUCAGCCUUAACGAGUCUCUUUCGCUCUCCGCCGCAAAACAACAAACAAAGCCCUUUGCAACAAGUCCCGCACCGCUUCCCACACCAAACAUCUCCCCACCCCCAGGUACACUCCAAGUCCCCUAUUCCACCGAGUACAAGACCAAUUCGGCACAAAUCCCCACACCACCCCGUUCGCCCAGUCCAGGCAAAGAAUCUGCGGACACAGGCACAGACGAACACACAGCCACCGACACCAACACAUCUCAAACCGACAUCCAAAGUCUUCUCUCCGCAUUUAUCUCGGAAGCCCAUUCGCGCUGGGACUUUACAGCACUUCGAGAACAGGUGCUGCACUCGCAACGGCGACGUCGCCUGGUCUAUUCCGCCCUUGUCAAGGGGCAGAUGACGUCCUGGGACUAUUCGCCCGUAACGGACGGCAGCGCUCAGUACAUCCGCAACCACAACAGGGGAGUGUUGGGGGAUAUCGAGCUCCUGAGCCGGUGGCCGAGGGUUGUGCAGUGGGGUGGAGGCGCGGGCAGAAACGGUGUCUGA